GUUUUUUACUAGCCUGGCUGACAAAAAAAGGAAGAAUUUGGGAGCGCUUCCAACUAACAUCGCAGCAACCAAGCUCACGAAGAAGAUGUCUUCCUACUCCGUGUCUACAGGGAGCUUCGGGAGGAGUGCUUUUUUGACUGAGACAUCAACUCUCUCUCAACGGCUGCUGAAAGAACAACAGCGGCAGCAAGUACCACCGCAUACAAAAUCGCUGCAGGAACCACCAUCGCACCGAAGGCCGCUGCAGCAAGCAGCAAUAACGCAGCGUAAGCCUCUACAGCAGCUACAGCAGCAGCAACCGAAACUGCAGCAACAACCAUCGCAGCAGCAUCAGCGGAAACCACUACCGCAGAAGAAACCGCAGCAGCAGCAGCAACCGCUUCAGCGGAAAAUGCUGCAUCCUCAGCAACCACCAGCGUAUCGAAACACGCAGCAGAAGGAGCUGGUACCACCAGCACCACGAGCACAACGCAAUGAUGUGCUCAAUGAACCACCACGGGAGACAUUGGACUCCAUCAACAGAAGACUGACAGCCCUCGAAGGAACGCAACGCGGGAUCGGAGAGACGCUGAAGCAGUUUAAGGAUGUGACAAGUUCAUCCGAUGAGAGACUGAAGAAAAUGGAACAAAAGCUGACAGCGAUUUAUAACAUCCUGAAAAACUUGGCAGCCGCGCAAUCUGCUGCAACGAGAACUCGUCCAGAAUUUUUGCCAUUUAAAACAACGGCUGACAUUGUUGCCUUCGAUCAUCUCGCUGAUGAUCAGUUUGAUGCUCUCGUCCAUUACUUGAGAUACCUUGGAGGUGCGAAUGAAACUGACGCUGCAGCGAUUUAUUUCAAAGCCUGCUUCAAGUUUCACGAAGAUUUGUUCCGGAAUGUCACUUGGCAUGGAUCCAAGUCGGACAACAAUAUUUUGGCGUUAAAAGAUACGCGUUUCGCUUUAGCCUGCAGUGAGGCAAUGCCCAUCUUGAAGGAACUCCUCAGGAAGCCGAAGAAGGAUGAAUUUGCGACUGCGAUGACGAAAGCUUUGAAGAGCAGUAAGGAAGCUUAUCGUCGUCAUAGCAAGAGAGCUGCACCACCGGCCGAACAAUCGCUUCCUUUCAAGAGGCAACGCCAAAAUGAUCCACCGCAGAAUAACGCGGUAGGAAAUAUGGAGUACGAGUACGACCUCAAACCACUCCUUGGGGGCGAAGUACAUCAGCCCAUCGACAACCAGCUCAUGGACCAACAGCAGCCCAGCGAUGGAGACGAAGAGGUCGACGAAGACCAGUUCGACGAUACGCAGGUCAUCGAGGAAGAACAAGACGAAGAAGGAGAAGAAGCUGAAGAAUAUAAAGAAGAAGAAGCUGAAGAAAACGAAGACUUCAAGGAACAGGAAGAAGAAAAACUGGAUGAGCCGGAUACGUACUUCGACGACUACGGUUCAAAGUCGAUCAAUGAAAACCAGGAUGACCUUCAACCGUCGGACGAGGAUCUCUACCCGGAAUGAGCUAAGUCGCCCCUUUAUUUAUUGAUGUUCUUUUGUUCAUUUAAUCCAUGUACUUUCUUUGCAGCUUAAUAGAAAAAUAUAGAUCGGUUUUGCUUUUUGUUUCUUCAAUUAAUUUGUUUUUAUAAAUGAUCUAUAUUUUUUUAUCUGAACGCUCUCUUACAGUUUGUUUUCAUCAAUAAUUUUUGCUCGUUAUUACAUUUUUCUUUUGUAUUAGUUUUUUUAUUGUUCGUAGGUAGUGUUAAAAGUGUAAGAGAGCGUUGGAGGGGCUAUUGCAUUGGUUGAGCCUCACAGAAGGGAGCGGCGGUGGGGCUCCCUUCACCCCCCACCCCAAAAAAGAAAUUAAUUAAUUUUUUUGUCAAAGGUCACUCGAGCGAUGACAUGGUACAAAAACGAUAACGACGAACUCAACAACGCUUAUACUUGGGCAUCUCUUUUUACGAAUCAACAACAGCAGCACACAGAUGUAUUUGUGGAAAAGUAGCAGCUGUCAGUUGACUCACUCAAGGACUGCGCACUCAUCAUUCAACGAGGACUAGAAGCAUCAGCACCAGGUAACUGCACCAGGAGUUACAAGAAUAGGAGCAACGGGGCUGGGCGCAACAGAAGAAACUGUAUCAAAUACAAAUUAAUCUUUAUUUAUGGUUUAUUUUUAUAUACUUUUUAUUUUCUUUGUAUUUUGUAUUUAUAUUGUAUUACGAAUUUUUCAAAUUUAAUUUCUUUUUUUUUAAAUAAAAUAAUUUUAGAAAAAAUUAAAAUAAAUUCAUUUUUAUGCCCACAAAAUGCGCCCAUAAACCAACAGCA
Messenger RNA from Nasonia vitripennis (jewel wasp), 2287 nucleotides. RefSeq lists its product as uncharacterized. Lineage: Eukaryota; Metazoa; Arthropoda; Insecta; Hymenoptera; Pteromalidae. The transcript has 9 exons. The record is from RefSeq and is a predicted model, not a curated record. The coding region runs from base 86 to 1486 and encodes 466 amino acids.